Penaeus vannamei (Pacific white shrimp) is the source of this 2781-nucleotide messenger RNA. Its product is annotated as mariner Mos1 transposase. Gene Ontology annotation, molecular function: nucleic acid binding. NCBI's taxonomy places the organism in Eukaryota, Metazoa, Arthropoda, Malacostraca, Decapoda, Penaeidae. The record is from RefSeq and is a predicted model, not a curated record.
UCCCCCAAAACUCCCAUAGCAACGGCCUUUUAGAAACGAAGAUGCAAAACGUCGGCGAUCUCCGGCAACCCCGACGUCAUUCCCAGAACCAGGGAGAACCUUGUUGAAUAGCGUGACACACACCGCGAGUCAAGAAUAUCGCGGAAUUGUCCCAAUUUCAAGCUAUUAAAGUUCGUAACAAACGAUGCCGCGGCGUUGUGUAGCAAUUCACUGUUCCCAUACAUGUAACCAGCUAUUCGAAUGGCCAAAAGACAGCGACAGAGCAAGGAAAUGGACACGUUUUGUGCAUGCCAAGCGGAGCAACUUUCAGCCUGUGCCAACCAGCGUACUUUGCCUGAAACACUUCGAGCCCGAUUGCUUUGCGAACAGAAUGGCUUACGACCAGGGUUUUGCAAAACGAUUAAUGCUAAAACCAGAUGCGGUCCCCACGCUGCAGUUACCUCCCCCAGGCCCAGGACAAGGUGGCAAAGAAGUGCAGCUUACUCCUCGAGGGGCGGCAUCUAAGAGAGCAAGAAAGAGAUUGCUGGACGAGGCGGCCCUUGCCAACAGCCGUCUGGAGCAACCACCCGUGACUGCUGCUGAGACCUGUGCAACGGCUACAUUAUCCAGUACAGUUGCUGAAGGAGUGGAAUGUACCAAUGACUGUGUGAAUGGGGAGACAAUUUCACAACUGACAUCACCUGGUGCUGGGGAACAGCAGCAGGUAUCAGAAGCUCACAAAAUCACUGGAUGCCAUGAAAGAGGACUUGAAGUUGAAGAUCCUGAAAGUGAUGAGGAUACAGAUAUGCCAUCAAACACAAUAUGGGUGAAAGAAGGGUUAUGCAGUGAAGAUGUAUCGAGUAAAUUGUGUAUGGAGCAGCCAAAACUAAUGCAGGACUUUGAUGUGAAGGCUGAAAAUGAUGAAGAAUUUGAUGAAAUAGAAUGUAAAUUUGAAGUAAAAGAUGAACCAAUAGAGUAUUAUGACUCGGAACACAGUAUCGGAGUUAAGGAAGAAAGUGAUGGCAGAGAUGAUGCUUCAAUAUCAUGUCAGUUGGAGAAUGGUCAGCGAGCCAGCCAGAGAAGAAGCUAUAACUUGGCAUCAGAUGAUAGCGAUUCAAACAGUGAUCUUGAUAAGGAUGAUGACGGCUUUGACUCUGAUGAUGAGAAUAAGGACGAUGGAGUUACACCUGGCACUUCUACUACCAAAGCAAAAGGUACGACAGUCGCUGGUCAUACACAGCUGGUAAUGGAUGUAGAAGAGGUGGUAUGUGCAUGGGUUUUAUAUCGUCGUUUGCAGCGGCGGAGGAGGAGACAGAGACGUUAUUGGGUUCAUCCUAUCUUAAAGGACAGACUUACCUAUGGAAUGUUCUUCACAUUGUAUCCAAAGCUACGAGAACAUGAACCCAAGUUCUUUAAUUAUAUGAGAAUGUCCAUCAAAUCAUUUGACGAUCUGCUUGAACAAAUACAGGAUGACAUAUCUUCAACAAGCACCAUGAUGAGGGACUGCAUUUCUCCAGAAGAAAAACUUGUCAUAACACUAAGAUACCUGGCUACGGGUUGUUCUAUUGCAGACUUACACUAUGGAUACAGGCUUGGGAAAUCUACCAUCUCGAGCAUAUUGCAGCAAGUGUGCGUUGUUAUUUGGGAAAGGCUGAAGACAAUGUGCUUGCCAGUGAUGACAAAAGAGAAAUGGGAAGAAGUAGCACAAGGUUUUGAGAAACAUGCAAACUUUCCUAAUUGCAUUGGCGCAAUAGAUGGAAAACAUAUCAGAUUAAUCAAACCCAACUAUAAGAACUUUUCAACUGUAUUGCUGGCUGUAUGUGACACAAAUUAUUCAUUUAUAUAUUUAGAUAUUGUUUCGUAUGGGAAAAGUAGUGACGUGUCAGUAUUUCAUAAUUCUUCACUGUACAAAAAACUUGUGGAAAGGACCCUGGACAUUCCAAAAGCUAGGCCUAUUUCUGGUACUAGCACCUGUUUGCCUUAUGUCAUUGUUAGCGAUGAGGCAUUUGGGAUUAUGGAUCACAUAAUGAGACCCUACUGUGGGAGAUACCUGACACAUACUAAGAAAAUCUUUAAUUAUAGACUCUCAAGGGCACGUCAGUACAUUGAAUGUACUUUUGGCAUGCUUGCUAAUAAGUGGCGUAUAUUUCAUAGGCCUCUCAACGUUAACAUAACUUUUGCAGAAAACAUAAUCAAAGCAUGCUGCAUAUUGCAUAAUUAUGUCAGGGCAAGAGAUGGGUACAGGUAUGAAGACACUCUUUUUGAAGCCCCAUUGGAAGGCCUGCAAGAAGGCAAUGCACCAAGAGGAGGAAUGUCUGCGGUCUCAGCUAGAGAUAAGUAUGCUGAAUACUUCAUCACUGACGGUAGAGUUGAAUGGCAGGAUAAUAUGAUUUAGAAGAGGAGGUGUGAAGAAGAGCCAAUACAAGACGGUAUUAGGAGAGUGCUGUUCAACUUAUAAAAGCUCCUUUGGUUAAAAAAGAGAAUGCUGGAUGACAUUGGUUCGCAAAGCUACAUAUGUAAAGUGCUAUCUACCUCACACACUCGCAUCCUUAGCACUAAAUAAAAUGACUUGCAGGAUGACAUUACUCAGAAAGAAUUUAUAUAAAGUUUUGCUCAACUCAAUCACAAGCAUAUUUUCUGUAAAAAAUAAUGUGAUCUGAAGAAUAAAACUAGUUUGAAAUUCUAAUGUGACGUGGUUACAAGUGUAUAGUGAAAGUUCUAGUUAGUAUAUGCUGCUCAGACCGGAAGACAGAAUCGAGGACGAUUCCGAAACUGUUGUCUCACUUACUUCAAUAAAUCUAG